Molecule: messenger RNA, 2130 nt
Organism: Canariomyces notabilis
Lineage: Eukaryota; Fungi; Ascomycota; Sordariomycetes; Sordariales; Chaetomiaceae
Product: seryl-tRNA synthetase
Exons: 1
Coding region: 275-1924 (549 amino acids)
Biological process (GO): mitochondrial seryl-tRNA aminoacylation
Cellular component (GO): mitochondrion
Molecular function (GO): ATP binding; tRNA binding; serine-tRNA ligase activity
Source: RefSeq, a predicted model, not a curated record
UGUCUUGGCUCUUCCGUUGCCUUCGGAUUUGGGAAGGUGUUGGUGGCCUUGGUGGUGGUCAUAGCUCCCCCGCGUUAAUGUUAUGUUGAUCUCAGGCAGAAAGCUUUGAUCCGAGUCAUCCACAAGGACUGUCACAACGUUACAGUACCUUGGUGCAUCGUUUCUGCGAAUUGCUGCAAUCAACGAAACCACUUCCCACCAAAUCCAAGGCAAUGCUUUCGCAUUUGUCCAACUCUAACUCCAAUUGAUUCACGGUCCAAGAACAUUGCAUCCGAUGAGACGGCCUGUUGCUGGCGCGGGCAGGCCCUUUACGUGCCUCCAAUGCCUCCUGCGGACGUCACACGGGCGCCCUGCCCGCCCCCCUCUCCCAGCGGCCGGGCCCUCCCGCCUGCGGCCAGCACAAACACCAUCACAAUUAGCCUUCUAUCAUAGCACCGGCACCCUGUCACAACAACAUCCGCCUGUCGCUCCGCAACCGCAGCCGCAAAGGCCACCGACCGCGCCCAAACCCGCUCUCGAUCUCAAGCACAUCCGUCAAAACGCCGACCUGUACGCUCAAAACUGCCGUGACCGCAACUACCCCGCCGCAGCCUCGUACCCAGCCCGCAUCAACGACCUCUUCGCUCAAUGGCAAGCCAAGCAGCGCGAGGCCCGCAGCCUCCGCGAGCGUGGCAACCUGCUGCGCCGGCAUAUCGCCGACCCGGGCGCCACGAGCCGGGACGACGCCGAUGAGGAAUCCGCCGCCGGGCUCCGGUCCAUGUCGCGGGAGCAGCUCCUCGAGGAAGCGCGCAAGGUCAAGGCCGAGCUCGCCACGCUCGAAGAGGCCGAGUCGGCGCUGACGGCCGAGAUGGAGCGGCUCGCCCUCGCCAUCCCCAACCUGACCAGCGACGAGACCCCGCGCGGCGCCGAGCCCCUGGUGCUGAGCUACAUCAACGACCACCCUGAACCCAGCCCCUCCCAGUCCGACCGCGUGUGGCGCUCGCACAUCCACGUGGGCGCCGAGCUGGGCCUGCUCGACUUCGCCGCCGCGGCCACCACGUCUGGGUGGGGGUGGUACUACCUUUUGGACGAAGCCGCACAGCUGGAGCAGGCGCUGGUGAGCUACGCGCUGACGGCCGCUUCGCGCGCCGGGUGGCGGCAGGUUUCGCCGCCGAGCCUCGUCUACAGCCACGUGGCGGGCGCAUGCGGGUUCCAGCCGCGCGACGCGCACGGCGAGACGCAAAUCUACACCAUCGCCCAGUCUCCCGACGACGUCGCGCGGGGGAAACCCGAGCUCUGCCUGGCAGGGACCGCCGAGAUCCCGCUCGCGGGGAUGAAGGCCGACACGGUGCUAGACGAGUCCGAAGUGCCCAUGAAGCGGGUCGCCGUAUCCCGGUGCUACCGCGCCGAGGCCGGCUCGCGCGGGGGCGAGACCAAAGGACUCUACCGGGUGCACGAGUUCACCAAGGUGGAGCUGUUCGCAUGGACGGCGCCCGACUCCGAUCAAACCACAGAAAUCUUUGAAGAAAUGGUCGACCUCCAGACAGAACUCCUUGGCUCCCUCGGCCUGCACUGCCGGGUUCUCGAGAUGCCUACCGCCGACUUGGGGGCGUCAGCCACACGCAAGUGCGACAUUGAGGCGUUCUUCCCCUCGCGCCGCGACCGCAACGACGGCUGGGGCGAGGUGACGAGCGCGAGCAUCUGCACCGACUACCAGACGCGGCGGCUCGCCACGCGCCUGCGCACCAACGGCACGGGCGGGAAGCUGGUCUUCCCCUGGACCGUCAACGGCACGGCGCUGGCUGUGCCGCGGGUGCUUGCCGCGCUGCUGGAGAACGGGUGGAACGAGAGCGAAAAGUCGGUCACCAUCCCCGAGGUGCUGCGGCCGUGGAUGGAUGGCAGGGAAAAGAUUGGGCCUAGGAAGCGGCAGAAGGUGGAUGCUUGAUAGAUGUUGUUGUCCUUGGUUCACUACAUAAUGUAAUUUAUAUAACGUUAAUGCCAGCAUGAGCAAUUCUGUAACGAAACACAGGAUUUACCCUCCGAGUCACGAUAUCAGCUAAGAAGAGGAGGCAUGUAUAUAUUCAUCAUUGCCCGAAAGGGGUUCGUUGAUUGCCUAACAGCCAGUUGAAUCCAUCACAGCAUUGCCAUUAG